Paramecium octaurelia is the source of this 567-nucleotide messenger RNA. The record is from the annotation of a GenBank genome assembly. Lineage: Eukaryota; Ciliophora; Oligohymenophorea; Peniculida; Parameciidae.
AUGAAUAUCAAGCAUCCAAUAGAGUUGAUCAAGAAAAAAGUGAAUUCAGAUGGCAUCACUUACAAAUUUAGAUGGAGUAACAAUUCUGUCUCUAUUGAACCCAUGACUCAAUUAACUCAGGAAAUGUUAGUGUUGGUCAAUGAUUAUGAAUUGAGAAAUUUGGGAUUUGAUCCUCAAGAACCAAAACCAUAAAAACACAUCAAGCAAGAUUCCUAAAUGAUAAGAUAACCUGAAGAACAGAAGAGAGAGAGGAGACAGAGUGAGAAGAGAGAUAAAUCAUUAGAUAAAGCACCUGAAAAACAAAAAUAAGCAAAAGACUCCGAUAGCGUCUAGACUAAUAAUACUACUGGGAACACUGCUCAUAAACCAAGAAAAAGCAAGCCUUGUUAAGUGAAAUCAGUUAAACAUGAUUGUGGGAGAAUAGAAUUCUUUGUUUGUUUUGAUGAUUCCACUGAAUCCAAAUGGGUAUCACUAGAGGAGAUGAAGGAGAAAGCUCCUUUGGCAGUUUGUGAAUUCUUAUUGGGGAAGGUCAAGUAUGGAGGAGGAGGAGCUAGCAAUAAAAAAUGA